AUGUCCACUCCUACCAAGCUCAUCGCGGAGCUGGCCAAACUCCCCAAGUUCUUUGAGGAGCAGAAGCAGUGCAACCUCGACUCGGAUGCCAUGUCUGAGUUGAUGCGCGCGCAGGCAACGUGCAUCAGCGCAAAGAUCAAGUCGCUCAUUGAGUGCGACUUACGAUCCGCAACGGAGUUGACUAAGGCCGUCCACGGCGUCGGGUGGGACAAGGAGACAACGGCUAAGUUGGCUACGCUGGUGAACGAGAUGAAGAACCAGCUCGAGGAUGGGAACCCUAACGCAAGGCGGCCGAACCAAAAGUGCUCAUCAUUCAACAUGUACUUGACUGAUAUCGAGUACACGACCCUCGCGGACAGCAUGACGCCUUGGUCUGCUAAGUUCGCAGUUGUGAAAAAGAGGUGCUUCUUCAUCGGGCUCCUCCUGCCGAGUGAGAAGACGAAAGGGCACAUCUUGGAGUGCAUCUAUGUGGCCAACGGGCUGCCGCUGGAGAAGGGGAAAGAUUGGUUCGCCCAUUUGAAUAACAUCAAAGAGGCGCUUGCGCCGCUGGGCACUGUCAAGUACCCAUUUGAGUUUAUGACAGAGUUUCCGCUUUCGCCCAAGGAUCUCCCGAGUGAAACCUACAAGCAUGCAUACGAGACGGACCCGCCGUCGAUGAAGGAGUACCGCGAGCUGACGUUCGGAACAUCGCAGCUGGCCCUCAAUAAGAAGAGCCCGCCCAUGCUGAACCUGCGCGCUCCAUCCGCAACCGACCCCAAUCAGUUCAUGGCGGAAGCCUGCAGGCAGAUCGGCGCCCAGAUGCUCCUGCAGGGCAUGAUGAAGGGUCUCCCUAGCACGAGUGCAGGCAUGGACCCGUAUAACAUGCUGCACGCUGGACAAUUCCCCAUGGCUCCCCCAGCUGUCGACGAGAGGGCUGGCGCCUGCGCCGACGACAGCGAUGCGAGCGAGGAAUCUGCUGCGGGGCGCUUGCGCACGAAGGCGACAGGCAAGGGCAAAGCGGCUGGCCGCAUGCCGCGCCCCGCAGCUUCGGCCGCCGCUGCAAAGCGCCCCGCAUCGGCCGCCCCUUCGUCGGGCGACGCCGAUCCGCCACCGAUGAAGAAGGCGAAAGAGGCCAAGAAGGGCGGCGUCACAGAGAGUGAUUUGCCAAAGGGCUCCAAGCUCAAUCUGAAGGAGUUUCUCUCCAAGAGGGUCGCAGCAAAAUACCCGUCCAAGGGCGCAUGCACCUCCAAGCUAUACACGGAGGGUGGGAAGCAGGCCAGGGAUGAAAAGUUGAGCUCGGACGAUGUGAAGCUCGCCCAGAAGGUCGCGUACGGCAUUGGCUCAUCUUUCUGGGUCAACAGUGGCUUGUAG
This is a messenger RNA of Prorocentrum cordatum, 1350 nucleotides long. The record is from the annotation of a GenBank genome assembly. NCBI's taxonomy places the organism in Eukaryota, Dinophyceae, Prorocentrales, Prorocentraceae.